Messenger RNA from Meriones unguiculatus (Mongolian gerbil), 1616 nucleotides. It is a transcript of the gene Tfb1m, whose product is annotated as transcription factor B1, mitochondrial. Gene Ontology annotation, molecular function: mitochondrial transcription factor activity; rRNA (adenine-N6,N6-)-dimethyltransferase activity. The transcript has 7 exons. The record is from RefSeq and is a predicted model, not a curated record. Gene Ontology annotation, biological process: transcription initiation at mitochondrial promoter; rRNA methylation. The coding region runs from base 48 to 1082 and encodes 344 amino acids. Gene Ontology annotation, cellular component: mitochondrial matrix. Lineage: Eukaryota; Metazoa; Chordata; Mammalia; Rodentia; Muridae.
GGACGCUUCAAGCGGCGGCGUGAGGCCUGGCCGCGCGUGUGGGCGUUAUGGCUGCCUCGGGCAAGCUCGGCACUUUCCGUCUUCCCCCUUUGCCCACCAUUCGGGAGAUCAUUAAGCUGUUCGGACUGCGAGCUAUGAAGCAGCUGUCCCAGAAUUUCCUGCUGGACUUGAGGCUGACAGACAAGAUUGUAAGGAAAGCUGGCAGUCUAGCAGAUGUCUAUGUUUACGAAGUGGGUCCCGGGCCUGGGGGAAUCACAAGAUCCAUUCUCAAUGCCGAUAUUGCUGAACUUCUGGUGGUUGAAAAGGACACUCGGUUUAUUCCAGGAUUACAGAUGCUUUCUGAUGCAGCACCUGGAAAGCUGAGGAUUGUUCAUGGAGAUGUGCUGACGUAUAAGAUAGAAAAGGCUUUUCCAGACAGGGUUCGAAGACAGUGGGAAGAUGAUCCUCCAAAUGUACAUAUUAUUGGAAAUCUGCCUUUUAGUGUUUCAACUCCUCUGAUUAUCAAGUGGCUUGAAAAUGUUUCUCUUAAAGAUGGACCUUUUGUUUAUGGGAGAACUAAGAUGACGUUAACAUUUCAAAAGGAGGUGGCUGAAAGACUUGUAGCCACUACAGGAAGCAAACAGCGUAGUCGUCUUUCCAUUAUGGCCCAGCACCUCUGCAAUGUUAAACACCUCUUUACAAUUCCAGGAAAAGCUUUUGUUCCCAAACCAGAGGUCGAUGUAGGAGUGGUGCACUUUACGCCCUUGAUAGAGCCCAAGAUCAAGCAGCCAUUCAAACUUGUGGAAAAAGUUGUACAGAAUGUGUUUCAGUUCCGAAGGAAAUACUGCCACCGGGGGCUCGGAAUGUUGUUCCCUGAAGCUCAACGCCUAGAAAGCACUGGAAAGCUGUUACAAUUGGCAGACAUUGAUCCAACUCUCCGGCCCACCCACCUCUCUCUCAUGCAUUUUCAAAGCCUGUGUGCUGUAUAUAGAAAAAUGUGUGAUGAAGACCCACAACUUUUUGCUUAUAACUUCAGAGAAGAGCUCAAGCAAAAGAAAAGAAACAGCUCAGAGAAAAAUGACACAGAAAGUUAUGAGUUCUAACUACUACGUUAGGACUCCCAGCCCGAUGGGUCCAUAGCCACAGUGUGGAUCCUCUACAUAUGGACUUAUCUAUAAAGACAGAUACCAAUGACCAGAUGGCUUACAUGCAGUUUACUCUUCAGCUUGAUAAGAGAAUAUCAAGUAGGUACAGUACAAGCUUUCCUUUUAUACUGCAUAGAUACAUGUUUAGUAUAAACAGCAUUUAUUACAGCCUUCAAAAAGGAAAUGUCUGCACAUUGUGCCCCUAAACCAUGUAAAAAUAACUUAAAUGUGCUUUAAAUAAAGCAAAAAACUAACAGCUCAAAGAAAAUGCCCAAAGGAUUGGGGGAGGGGCCCUUUGAGAAGCUAUUAAUCACAACUUUCCCAAUCUUACUUUUCCCACAUAACUUAAAAUAAUUAGAAUGCAAUUUUAUUACAAGACUAAAUCAUUUGAUUCCUGCUCAAAGGGGAUAGAUAUAAGCUAGUAAUUUACAGAUUCUGACCAACUUAAUCUAGUUUUCUGAUCCACAAUAAAUUAAAAUAACUUAAAUCUUU